AUGGUGGAGCGUCCGCCGCCGCGGUCAGUUAUGGAUGAAUUCGGUGUGGACCUCGUCCCGGAAGCUCCAGUGUCGCCUCCCACGUCCCCACAGGAGAAGAAGCCUAUGCCGCGCCCCUACAUUCGUCGCUCACGAUCAUCAUCUUCCACGAUGUCACCGGCUGAAAGUCCUACGCAGAGUCCAAAUCCCGACAAGUCACCAAAUGACGAUCAGAGUAGUGCCGCUACUGUUUUGAGCCCUACAGCCCCCUCGUCGCCGACCGUGCAGUUCAGGGCAUUUUUGAGUCGCAGACUUUCGAACUCCUCUUCGCUCUCCAAGGAGGCAGAAUAG
Molecule: messenger RNA, 330 nt
Organism: Fibroporia radiculosa
Lineage: Eukaryota; Fungi; Basidiomycota; Agaricomycetes; Polyporales; Fibroporiaceae
Exons: 1
Coding region: 1-330 (109 amino acids)
Source: RefSeq, a predicted model, not a curated record